GGGAGUGGGUCAUAUGGAUCAGUGGGCGACGACGGCAGUGGAUGUGUUCUGAUAAACGCUGCGGGACUCGAUCGACCGAGAGCACCCCAUCGACUGUAUUAUGCGUGAGUGAUGCAUGCUGUGCAUGUGCCUUGUGGACUCGCCGGUGAAGCUGAAUACAUGUGUUAUGGGGCAAUAGAAACGGAUACAGGCUCUGUGGGCUGGCAUUGUUGUGGCACACAUAUUCGGCCCCGCUGCAUGCAUACACACACACUCACAGACCGGCGCUGAAUGGAACAGGACGUGGGGCGGUUUGAAUAAUACACACAGCCCCGGCAGUAGCAGAAGAAACCCCUCUCGCGCAAACAGUGCCUCAGUUCAACAACGGAGCGGGUUUUUCUUUUUUUGCGGAAACCUUAUUUUUGGUUGGGCGAACGCUUGCCCAAUCGAUGGAUUGAAUUUGGGUAGGACUGCGGAACACUACAGGGCUUGCAUAUUGGCUGCCUGCGUGUGAGUGUGGAUACCGCCUGCAUGCAUGCUGUGUGGGGGAGAGGCUCAUAGCUAUUACAGACACAAGCCGUGUGUGCUCUGUGUGCACUGUGUGAAUACAUCCAGUACCAGCACUGUGUAUUGCUUUGUUCCUGAGACGUUCUCUGUCGGCUCCCUGGAUUUGUACAUCUGUGGCCAACCCAUUGGAUACCCCUAUGCAACAUUUGGUGGUGGAUUAUUUGAAUGCUGUUAUGGCUUUGUGAUGGAUGUUUGAACACUUCUUCAUGCACAUGCGUCUGUGAAGAUUACAACUCCUUGUGUAGCACAUUGGACCUUACACCUAUACAUGCAUUGUGCAAGCGACAGCUCGGCGUUUACAUGUACAUGUAGAACAGCUAGUACUCCUUACAGAAAUACACCACAACCAAUGGCAGGAUUUUAGCUUUUUGUGUGGAACAGGCCGCUUUGAAUUUUGUGAUAAUCUUCUACCACCACGUCAGAGCUUUCAACAGUCAGGAUUAGAAUCAAUCCAUCUUGUUUUGCCAAGGAUUAUUUAUUAUUGUUUGCUGGCUGGAGCGUUGGAUUUCUACAUUCUGCGUCGCCGGAAACCGAUAUUUCAUUUCGAUAUUUAGUUGUACUGAUUUGCUUGGAUCGGAGGCUUCAGAAAGUGACACUGAUCUCUUCGCCAACUCUCCUCCUAGAAAAGAGCCCGUCCUGCCAGCCAAGGCCGCUCCCCUCACCAAUGGUCUCCCCAACGACGCCCGCCGCUCGGAAUCCCCUCUGCCCAUCCCCGGACCUCAGCUGGGCACUUCCCCUUCCAUCACCCUGCCCGUAGGCCCUGACAGAAUCCCCAGCGGAGGCGACCGCGCAGUAGCCGCCGGACGAGGAAACGGACCCUUAGGAGGUGCUUCCAUAGGAGCUUCCAUAGGAGCUGCCAUCGGAGGUCCAUUGGGAAGCUCUGUCGGAGGACCCAUAGGAAGUUCCCUGGGCGGGAGAGACAGUAACCGCGACAUACGGAAGGAGGAAUCCUGCCUGCUUCAUCCCCGAGAGAAGGAGGUCAACUAUCCAAGGCAUACUGGCUGGUUGAGCAACCCUGCUCAAACAAGAGCAAGCCCACCCUCCCGAAUCCAUCCCCCACCCACGGUCCCUACCAGUGUACCCCCCAAGUACCCCAACCACCCGCCCUCCCACAAGGGACACCCUCCUCCAUACGCCCCCCACCACCACCACCAGCACCCCUCGAAUGCCCCCGCACCCGUGGGCGGCCCUGCGCAGUCCCAGCGUACUAUGUACCCAGGCCCCACGUUGCCACCACCCCCGCCACUGACGUCCAAUAGCAGCGCUUUGUUGGGAGCCCCGUCGGCCAUUAACAGCACACCAGGUCAAUCGGGCGCACCGCCACAGCAGCCACUGCCAUCGCAGCAGCAGCAACAACAGCAACAACAGCAACAACAGCAACAGCAACAGCCACAACCCUCAUCAGCACACGCAAGGGGUGAGCCGGGAUUCAAUUAUAACCCUUCAAAUCCACAGCGCGAGAUCCUCCAGCAGGAGCUGAACAACCGCUUCCUGGCUUCCAAUGACCAAAGGAUGAGCGUAGGCCCGCCACCCUACAUGCGCCAGGAGACCCACAUGCACCAACACCAACACAUGCAUCAACAUCAGCACACUCACCAGCAUUCCUUUCUGCCACCCCCAGGAGGAGCUCUGGUACCCACGCCCGCGCCGCACAUGUUUGACAAUUACUCUGAAAUAGAUCCGGGAUUGUUGCACCGCCAUCUUGGGAUUGGUUAUCCUCCAGGCAUGGCUCCCAUUCUUCCACCUACCAGCAUGGCCAACAGCUUCGGAUCAGGAGCGUUCCAGCCCAAGGUACCGCAAGCUCCACCACCAGAGCAUCGGUCAGUCUUGGAGGGGGCGCUACACUUCAAAGGAGGGGCGGAUCGACCCCCGGGGUUACCCCUGUCUAGGUUGUCCAUGAUGAAACCUGGUAAAUGGUGUGCUGCCCACGUCAACGUUGCGUGGUUGAUCUAUCAUCAACAGCAAAAGGCCAAGGCAGAUGCCCAGAAGGAUCAGUUAGGCAAGGCCGAUCCGUUUGCCGGCCGGCCUCCCACUCACCUGUUCUCACCCCACAGACCGCCAGACUUGCCCAUGCAAACCAGCCUCUUCCCUCACGGUGGCCCUGGAGGUCCCCACACCCAGCUAGGAGCAAACCCCCACCAUGGACCCUUCCUCAACUCCUCCCCGGGUCAGUUUGGCCUACCUCCGGUAGCUCGGGCCGGCAGCUAUCCUCCAACCUUCGGCUUUCAAUUGGCUAAUCCUGGUUCUAACCCAGCUCACCUGAGCGGCUUCUUGAAUGGCCGUGAGAUGCUAGGUGUGCCUCCUGGCCUGGUCAGCCCUCACCACCCCGCCUGGAAUCGCCUCCAUCGCACCCCACCGGGCUUUCCCCCGGGGCCCCCGCCGCCGGGCUGGUCCAAACCCGACGCAGAGAGGCUGAAGGAAGGAUUCCACAUCGACUUUGACCGGGAACGGGCUAAGGAAGAAGAGAGGAACCGGGAACGAGAACGGGAAAGGGAACGGGAGAGGGAACGGGAAAGAGAGCGCGAGCGGGAAAGGGAUAAAGAAAGAGAAAGGGAGCGGAGAGACAGCGAGUCAAGACCAGGAAAGAAAGAAAGAAUCUCUCCCGUUCCACACAGCUGGCCCAACGAUUCCGAGCACCGUCGCGAGGAACGUGAUUCCAGCAAAACUGUCCAGAACCACGACAGAGGGCUCUCGCGGGACGGGGAGCACCAUCCCCACGAAUCCCGACUAGGCUCAGUCGAGCACCCCCGGAAUCGGGAGUUUUCCUCCAGGUCGCCGAUCAGGGACUCGCAUUACCGGCCGAGCAGCGACGGCCUACACGCUAAUAAGUCAGAGAGCGCGUUCAACAAUGUGCACGGCUUGCUGGUUGGGAAGGAGGAACGUAAGGAAACGGGAGCGUCAUCGGAGAAGGAACGAGCAUUGCACAACUCGCAUCCCAACUUGCAUCCCGCCAUGAGUAUGGCACCCGGGAUGUCCCUGUUUGAACGCAGUCGCUUGGCAGGGCAGUUAGGAGCACCCCAGUUUCACCCAAUGGAGAGACACCCGGCGCCAGGACUCUCCCCCUGGGAUCCCUUCGGACGAGGGUUGGAAGCCCUGCAUCGUGAGCAAGGCUUAGUCCGGCCUGAUCUGAGGGAAUAUGAGCGAGACCGCAUGAUGCGGGCCACCCUCCAGCCCAUGGGCCCGUUAGUAGAUCACGAACGAUUCCGGGAUCGGGAGCCACACGACUUCACCCGUGACAACCCCAUUGGACUGGACCCCUUGCGUCGCCUGGAGCAGGAACGCAUCCAGCAUUACAUGGAGGAGAGGGAACGCAUGAUCCGCGACGAAGCUGAGCGAGUACGGAUACUCCAAGGCGUAGACCCAGCACUCUGCUUACAACCACGCCCCAUGGGGUUAAUGCCCCCAGUGUCCUCUGGACCAUUCCGUAACGGUAUGAUGUACCCAAACAAUGUUCACAGGAACGGUUCACCGUCCACGGCCCCCCAACCUCCCCCUCUCAUCCCGUCGACGAGCAUUGGUUUAAAUCCAAGGAGUCGGACAUCCUCUCCUAGCUUAGCGUUGCCUCCCGGUGCAAGGAACUCAUCGCCCGCCGAGUCCUCGGCACAAAAAGACAAACACUUGGAGAAAGAUGCUCACUCAAGAUAAACCGGCACUUUCCAGUCUUUUUUUCAAUUGCCAUUUUUCUUUCCCUUUUGAGGGAAACGGAAAAAAAAAAAAAAACUGUCAUCGCUUUUUUGAGAAUGCUGAAACGGACAUCACUGCAAGGAAACUGGUUGGGAUAUCUCGCAGGAUCUUUGUUCCUUGGAUCAUACACCAUACAUGCUUGGAAGAUAAACUUGAUCCAAAACAUUUAUUCAAAGCGCUCUCAAUUUUUGUUAUCUCAUUUUUUAAAAUCUCCUUAAUGUAUGCAACAUUUUUAAAAUAUUUCAAUUUUUUUAAGCAAGCUUUGGUAUACAUCUAGUUGUUUUCAUUGAGACAAAAAUUUCCAUCAUUCAUUUCAGGGUAGUGCAUUUUAGGAGCACAUUUUUAGGUUGAAUCUUUUUUUAAGAACUAUUGGGACUUGAAAUUACAAGGAUUUUAGAGGGAAAAAACACCAUUUUUUAUUACAUCCCUUUAGUGUAUCCAAUACAAUUCAAUUGUUUUUAAGUUGAAGACAACUUUCAUUCGUUUGAGGAUUGUCUUGUUCCUUGUCAAAAUUUGAAUGACUGAGAGACUCCUGAAAUAUAUUUGAAAAAUGCUCACCAAUGGCUUUAACAAAAUGUCUUGAAAAAAGACCAUCUUUGGGCUGAAAUGUUUAACACUAUUAAGUCUUAAAUUUAGCAUGGGGCAUUCAAUGUCGAUGGCUUACAGUUGUAUAAAUAGGAUUAGCUUUAUGUCUGAAAUAUGGCACGAGCAGGAUUGAAGCAAGAACGGUGUCCGAAUCACUCGGCUUCGGUCGGUAGUGACACAUGUGUCUAUUGUAGUGGUUUUGGCUGCUUGCAUAGACACCAGCCGUAGUCACGUAAUCCAGACACGGACAUAGAGAGGGUUUUCACGUGAUGUCAGUGCGGCCACUGCCAUUCUUUCAUACACAAAUCUCUUUCCAAAUUACACAGAGUAUUUUUCCACCAAGUGUGCAGCAAGAAGCGGAUGAAAAGGGUCAGGAAAAGGGUUUUGAAAAACCUAUACGGUCUGUGCAUGCCUUGGCCCUCCAUUGGCGUAUUGGCACACAGAUAAAAGCCUGGUUCCAAAUUCACGGAGCCGCUAAGCGUAAAAACGUGCUUAGCACAGAAAUGACUUCUAGCACCCGAUUUCAUGAGACUCAUUGAAACUUGCAAUGCAUUGCACUUGCAGCGCUGCGAUGCGUCGUAUUCCUGCGAUGUAUCCUGCGAUUCAUUUCACAAAACCCGUCAAAAAGUGUGACACGUUAGAGGUGUAUUUACAGCACGGCACAGUGACUAUUUCAUGUAUACUAGGACAGAAAUUAUUUAAAUAGUCAUCUGAUAUUCAGGUAAGAGUUGUCUGAUUUUCUCACGUUGCAUAUUCCAUUUACAACCAGUGUUGUAGGCCAGUCCAUCGCGAGUCCGUGCAAGUCCAUCACAAGUCCAUCAGUAAGUCCAUCACAAGUCCAUUACAAGUCCAUCACAAGUCCAUCACAAGUCCAUCACAAGUUCUUCAGUCCCAAGUCAAGGCACUAGCUAUUCAAAUGAACUGUUGCAAAAACAUUCCUUUGUCAUCGUCAUCAAGUUACUUGUGAUUGGACUUAUGAAAGGACUCGUGAUGGACUCGACUACAUAACUGUUUACAGCUUCACCACAUACAUUGUCUUGGUAUUGUGGUCUCAUUUAUUUAAUUUGUUAUGGCUUAAAACUGGCUUUGACGAGAUGCUUGACAUCUUGUGAUGACCAAGGACACGUCGUAACUUGUGUCUUGUGUCGAACCUUUCCACUCCAGUUACGACGUGUCACAGCGCUUUUUUGAAAUCGGGUGCUGAGCAAAAAACACAGGUUACAAACAAAUGUUUGUUCUGAUGCAUAUCGCUUGUGACCCCUUAUGAUCUCAGCUGAUUUUUUGUGUGCUUUAAACAUACAUUAGCACAGCUGUAUUUGUUGUGCGAGGCGGGACCAUAAAAUCUGGCCCUGGUUGUUCACACAUUCCUGGUUGCCAUCAAAUCCUGUGAUGUAAAGCUUUGAACAAACUGUAGAUCUAUGCCCAAAAUUUAGUAAUGAAAUCUGCACUGUAUUGAUCACAAGCAGAUUUAGAAUCGCAGUAGCGUUUGACUCCAAUUAUGGCAUUAUUGUAGUAGAGUCCAUCGCAAGUCCACAAAUAGUCUUAAUUCAAGCCUGGAUUUGGUUAUAUUCCACUUACACAGCUUGUCCCUGACUAGUCUGAGGAUUAUACAUUCUGAUACAUCUGAGCUUGCAAAUUUUAUGCGAGUGGGCUUUAGAAAUUGUGACGUCAUUUCGAGCAGCAAAUCAGCCUAAGCUGUUGAUUGGUCAACAGCUGCCAUUUUUUUGUAAUACAACAACGGGUUAAUACCGAGGACCCGAUAGAAGGCUCCCGCUGAAUGGUCAGAGUCUGAAGGUCAAGACGCAGUCUUGUUUUGCAUCAUUAAUCGUCAAAUCUGCACAAAUAUCACAGACACUUGUGUGCAAGGAGCUUGUCCCUGACAAGGUUGCUAUCAACAUUUGAAUCCAAUCCAGACUUGGGAACUUCAGCAGCGCUACUCAGGAAAUUUUCAAGCAUACCUCACUUGCACUGUAUUCAAGCUAAUGCACGUGUGUGUGUGAUGUGUGCUCGGAAUUCGGAUUUAUCUUGUGGACUGAAUUCUACUCCCAUGGCAGCUUUACUGUCCUUGUCACAGACCAGCUGUAGGGUAACAACAAAUCCAAAUUUAAACUUGGACCAAGACUAGUCUUCACAAGCCCAUUACAACCGCAGUCUCAAGUCAAGCCGUUCAGGUCAACUGUGACGAAAACAUUCCCUUGUUAUUGUUCAUCGACGUUUGUUAUUAUUUAUCAACUUUUAAUUGUGAUCCGGCUUUGUGAAUCGACUUUUGAUUUUCUUGUGGCCUGACUUGUGACUGGACUUGUUCUGGAAACAGAAAGCUAAUAUCACAACUUUACCGUGAGCUAUCAAUCUCCUCUAUGAAAUUGGACUCGGUUUUAUGCUGCAACAUAUGGGGAAAAAGGGUUAAAAAUGUGGUUAACAGAGCGCCGUCGGUAAAUGGUUGUGAAACAGCUGUCAAAACUAGGUUUGGAUGGACUAUUGAUUGUGUUGCAUUUUUAUCAAUCAAAACUUCAAGACGCUGUUUGCUGGAAUACAGAGCCUACGUUCAAAGCGCUGCUUACCAGCCGAAUUUGUGCUUAGCAAUCCUCCAUCUAUUCCAAAGAGGCCAUAAGCAGUAAGCACAGCAAUAGCACGCUUAACCCUAGAGGGAAAAGUUGCUUAAAUUGAUGACAUAAUAUAAAUCUCCAUGCGCGCAAAAAUUAGUACGUCCACGCCAUGAAAUGGUGAUUAAGUAGCAGCAUAGUUUUCUGCCAUUGUAAACACAAUUUUUUUGCUGUUAAGCAGUGCUCUGAAAGUGGGCCCAAAGGAAUCUGGGAUAAUAUCUAUGACAACAAUUUGACCACACUCAUCACUGGUCCAAACUCGGUUUUCGUGUGCGUGUGUGUUUGUUCAGUUUCUAUUUUUUUUUUUUUUACACUUGUUGGCAUCUGUGUGUUGGCCGUCAAGUGCAGUGAAUGCACAAGAGACAAAAAGGCCAACUACAGAUAUCUGUUGGUCACAAUAAGAAUUCUGUCGGGUAAUGACAAAAUGGUCCUACAAGAGUUAGCAAGUCAAAAAUUUGUGUGCUUAUAGCUUUCAGGUACACAAUAAUAAUAUUGUAAAAUAUUUGGGGAGUUCAGAUUGGUUCUCAUUUUAAAGGUUUUUAUUUUUAAGUAUUCUUUCAAAGUUUGAAAUAUUUCUUAUGUGUCAAAUUUCACUUUUUAUUAUUUUGCCAAUAUUUCUCCCCCAACUGAUAAGAUGCCAAUAUUUUUGGUUUGGUUCAAAACGUUAAACUUUCAAGCAUUAUGGUAAACUGUACAGUUGUAUGAUAUUUCCAUAUCGGAAGAAGGUGUAAGAUAUUUGCAUCCUGAAUUUGCAUAUUUAAUGUGAUUGGUUGGUUUAGAAUGGUGUCAUUUCAGCUGCUAAGACAAUAGGAUCAUUGUUCCUUCCACGUACAGAUUAGACUUGCCCAAGUCUGCCAUUGGCUUGAACUUUUGGCCACAAAUUGAAUAACACUGUUCACAAAUGAAUUUCAGAAGUAAAAAAGAAACAUUCUCGGGCAAGUCUAGGCCAACGAAAUGAACAAGAUAGGGGACAGUUUAAUACUUGGCUGACUAUAAGAAAAUGUCUUUGUUAUUGUUAGUAAUAAAUUUAUCUCUUUUUGUACAAAAUUAUUAUCUGCCAUUUUUAGUGGCAGACGUUUGUGUAUAAUAGAAAGGAACUUCUUUUUUUCUAGAUAGAUACAAAGUUAUAUGUUAUUGUUGAAAGAAUGUGACACCCACUCAAAAAAAAAUCUUGUCAACUCAAUUUAUGAAUUAUUUUGUAGCUUUGGGUACCGUUCAUACAGGUGCCAUGAACAAUAAAAACUUCAAAACGUGAACUCCUGAA
Molecule: messenger RNA, 8682 nt
Organism: Patiria miniata (bat star)
Lineage: Eukaryota; Metazoa; Echinodermata; Asteroidea; Valvatida; Asterinidae
Product: autism susceptibility gene 2 protein-like
Exons: 13
Coding region: 1756-4191 (811 amino acids)
Source: RefSeq, a predicted model, not a curated record